Molecule: messenger RNA, 261 nt
Organism: Ilex paraguariensis (yerba mate)
Lineage: Eukaryota; Viridiplantae; Streptophyta; Magnoliopsida; Aquifoliales; Aquifoliaceae
Source: the annotation of a GenBank genome assembly
AUGAAGGCCACUAGAAGGACGAUGAAAAGGGGCACCAUGGGUGGCUCCACGGGGGAAACCAUAGUAGGAUCUCCGGUGCUGGUGGCAACGUCAGGGAGCUGGCUAACGUCGGGGAAUGGGCAGAAUGCUGACUCUGACGCGCUGAGUAACGAAUGUAGAGUCAUGGGCUUUUCUAGGGAGAAAGUGCAUGAUGCUUUUCAAUUGAGGCAAUCCUACUCGCCCCUUGAUUCUUUCAUUAUUUUUGCCCCCCUUCCAUUUUGA